Messenger RNA from Paraglomus occultum, 981 nucleotides. The record is from the annotation of a GenBank genome assembly. NCBI's taxonomy places the organism in Eukaryota, Fungi, Glomeromycota, Glomeromycetes, Paraglomerales, Paraglomeraceae.
AUGAGAAUUGAUACUCAACACGAUCAGAGCGAAAUAAUUGAAGAUGGUUUUCCUUCAGGCUGGUUCUACAUAAAGUCUCAACUGAAUAACCACAUUCUCGAGCCUACGCUUAUGUCAGUAAACAAUGACGCUACUAUAGUCAUCAAAGAGCAGCGUUUUGGUCUCGAUGCUGACAGUCAGUUAUGGUCAUUUGAUGAUGGGUUUCUUGUCAAUAAGGCAUCCGGCAAAGUCUUGGAACUCAAAGGAGGCUAUAUUCGCCGACUUCAUUGGACAUAUCUUUGUCAAUGGGACAGACGCUCAUCACCAGCCCCCCCUGCUCAACUUUGGCAUACUAGUAAUAAUUUUAUAAGCACAAAGGUCGCAGAUAACUUUGUAAUUGAAAUCAUGGAUAACUCGGUUGUGGUUUGGAAACAGAAAGAUGGUGAUAAUCUUAAUCAAAAAUGGACAUUCGAGCCCAUGAUGGCGAUAAAAGAGAAAAUAGUUGAUGACUUUGAAGGCGGCGUAGAAGUGACGAGAGGGAAGUGUAGCCACUUGGUGUUUGUGAAUAGAGCACAUGAGAUUGCCAUGUCAGGUGAUCUAGAAAACUUGCACAGCGAAGUUGUGGCCGGAGCAGCAGCAUAUAAAGCCAUUGAAGCAUGGAAUGAGAAAAGAGAGAGAGAGGGCCUCUCUUUAGACGAUCCUAUAUAUAAAGAGGUGCUAACUUUAGUUGCACAAGACCAUAUUGUGAAAUUGUUUAAGAAUGGCGUGAGCAAGGUUGGGAAUAUAGAGAAACUGAGUAAACGUACUAAAUUUGUGCGUGACAUUGUUCGGGAAGUAGCAGGAUUCGCACCAUAUGAGCGUAGGGUUAUGGAAUUGUUAAAGAAUUCUAAGGAUAAGAGGGCUAGAAAGUUGGCUAAAAAGAGGCUCGGAACUUUCACUCGAGCCAAAAGAAAGGUCGAAGAACUCAGUACCAUCAUUGCCGAGUCCCGUCGUGCUCAUUAG